UGUCUCCUCCUCCUCCUUCUUCUUCUUCCCGCGACAUCCGCGAUCGCUCGCGCAGAAAACGCGGGAGAGCUGCUCGCAUGGAGGGAACCCGGGAAACCCCCAUGGUCCGACCUCCCGCCGGAGAUCCUCUCCAUGAUCGGCGAUCGGCUCCGCACCCGCAUGGACGUCCUCCGGUUCCGCAGCGUCUGCUCUUCGUUCCGCUCCUCCAUCCCCCCGCCUCCCCGCGACGCCCCGCGGUUCCCUCUCCGGACACCUCGCCCGUUCCCUCUCUGGAUACCUGGCCUGCGGAGUUCCGACCUCUUCCUCCGCGAGAGCACGGUCUACGCCCUCGGGACGGCGGGCGGAGGAGCCGCGCAGUGGCUGCUGAAGCUCCAGGAGUCGGAGGAGCUCGGGCACAUGCGGAUGAUCAGCCUCUUCUCGGGGCGGCGGAUCACGUCCUUGCCCCCCGAGUUCCCGGAGGUAGUCGAUCCUGUGCAGUCCCGAAUCGUCGAAAUCUGUAGAGAAUACACGAUCGAUUACGGGCUCAAUUGGUUAGCCGGCGGUCGACUUAAGGUGAAAGCAGUGAUGCAACCGGAUUGUGUAGGGUCUGAUCUAGAUCAGUGCUCGUUCUAUUUCGUCGACGUGAUAGGGCGAUUGAGUUAUUGGAAGUACGGGGAUGAGAAUCCAAUCCGUUCAGGUGAUGAGCUACCGCCGGGCAGCGGAUAUGCGGACAUUGCGGUUUACCAAGGCAAAGUCUGCGUGCUCGACCGGCUGGGGUCGGUUUGGCAGUUCGAUUCGUCCUUCCGACUUCGAAGGCUCGCGCGGCGGACCCCCCCCGGGGGCAUCUCGCCGCCACCCUUUUUUUAUAAGCACUUGGUGGUGUCGGGCGACGAUCUUUAUGUAGUGGACAUACGCUGGAGAGUGUCGGAUACCACGGUGUCGACGGCGCUUUGGGCCUAUAGAUUGGAUCAGCAACGCGGGAGAUGGGAGGAGGUGUGGAGCCUGGGCGGUUCGGCUUUCUUCAUCUGCAGCCACUGCACGUUCGCGGUCGCGGCGCACGGGCUCGACGGGUGCGAGGGGGAUUUUGCAUCUACUACAAGGAUGAUCGGGGUCCCCUUCGACCGUUUCCAGCGGGAAAGGUUUGAGGCGUCCAGCUUGCCGGACCGUAGCCACAAGCGGCCCGGCGACUUCGCAGUGCUCUAUUCUCCUUUCAGAAGGGGGCAAUUCAUAGGUGAUUGGGAUGACGUGGAUGAAACUUUGUGGUGA
This is a messenger RNA of Syzygium oleosum, 1245 nucleotides long. Its product is annotated as putative F-box protein At5g60060. Gene Ontology annotation, molecular function: protein binding. The record is from RefSeq and is a predicted model, not a curated record. Lineage: Eukaryota; Viridiplantae; Streptophyta; Magnoliopsida; Myrtales; Myrtaceae. The transcript has a single exon. The annotation marks the transcript as partial.